Messenger RNA from Paramecium pentaurelia, 234 nucleotides. Lineage: Eukaryota; Ciliophora; Oligohymenophorea; Peniculida; Parameciidae. The record is from the annotation of a GenBank genome assembly.
AUGUAAAUUUUUGUAAAGACACUCACAGGAAAAACAAUUACUCUUGAUGUUGAACCAGAUCACACAAUCGAUUAAGUUAAAGCUAAAAUCUAAGAUAAGGAAGGAAUCCCACCUGAUUAAUAAAGACUUAUUUUUGCAGGAAAGUAAUUAGAAGAUGGAAGAACACUUUCAGAUUAUAAUAUUUAAAAGGAAUCAACCCUUCACUUAGUUUUGAGAUUGAGAGGAGGUUAAUGA